This is a messenger RNA of Daucus carota subsp. sativus, 1693 nucleotides long. RefSeq lists its product as uncharacterized. The record is from RefSeq and is a predicted model, not a curated record. Gene Ontology annotation, molecular function: short-chain carboxylesterase activity; monoacylglycerol lipase activity. NCBI's taxonomy places the organism in Eukaryota, Viridiplantae, Streptophyta, Magnoliopsida, Apiales, Apiaceae. The transcript is spliced from 14 exons. The coding region runs from base 114 to 1574 and encodes 486 amino acids.
ACUACCACUGUCAGUAUAUAAAACUCCAUCAACACAUCCUCUACUUACUUUCUUUUCCUACUUCAGCAACAACCCAAUUUUUUUUUCAUAUUUUUCUAUCUGGUUCUUCUUCAAUGGAUGUUUGCGCGGCAUCCAUUGAAGUUUCGCCUUUUAAUGGCUACAAGCUGCUGUUUAAGGCCAUCGGGAUGAUACCAGUAUCGCAUUAUGUCUUGGGAUCCUUGUGCAUAUUGAUUGUUUUCCUGUACAAUUUCCUGGAGUUCCAUUUUCUUGAGGAUUUUUUGUAUGGAGGGAGUCCUGUAAAACUUACUUACCAUUCGGGUUCCGAGCUUUAUCAGGCUGUUGUCUCCAAAUGCAGGCUUCUCCACGGAAGGUACUCUUCGACACCAUGGCUUGCGAGUCCGCACUUGCAAACAGUUCUUUUGGAGUAUAUUGGAAGCCCUCCUGCUUUCACCUACACCAGAGAAAUAUUUCAUUCAUCUGAAGGGGGGACUUUUGCUCUCGAUUGGCUAAGGAGUUCAGACUUAACAGGAAGUUCUGAGGAUACUAAUACUGCAAAUUUGAAGAAUGAUUCGACUCCGAUUGUGGUUGUGGUUCCUGGACUAACAAGUGAUUCUUCUGCUGCUUACGUAAAAUCUGUGUCAUACAAUACAGCCAAGUGUGGAAAGAAUGUUGUGGUCUGCAAUCACCGAGGAAUGGGUGGCGUCCCCUUUACUUCUAGUUACUGCUAUAACGCUGGAAAGACGAAGGAUGUGAGAGACGUCGUGAACUAUCUAGUCAACAAAUAUCCCAUGGCUCCGGUGUUUCUUGUUGGAACUAGCAUAGGCGCCAACAUUGUGGGGAAGUAUCUAGGAGAAGAAGGGGCUAAUUGUCCGGUUGCUGGCGCUGCUGUUAUAUGCGCUCCAUGGGACCUUCUGAUUGGUGCCAGAUUCUUAAGACGGAAACUUGUGCAGAGGGUGUACGACAGCGUUCUUUGUAUUGGUCUCAAGGGUUACGCCCGAUUACAUGAGUCUCACUUCACUAAACAUGCUAACUGGGAAGGCAUCAUGCAGUCGCGUAUUAUCCGUCAAUUUGACACGCACGCCACCUGCGCCGUCGACAAUAUUGAGACCGCGGACACUUACUACAGAUGGUCUAGCUGUGCAUCUAAUGUGAAAGAUAUAUCAAUCCCACUACUCUGUAUAAGUUCUUUGGAUGAUCCCGUUUGCACAGCAGAGGCCAUACCUUGGGACGAAUGCAGAGCAAAUAAAAAUGUUGUUCUAGCUACGACGAAACAUGGGGGACAUCUGGGUUACUUCGAAGGAGUAACAGCAUCCAGCUUGUGGUGGGUGAGGGCUGUUAAUGAAUUCCUCGUCGUUCUCCAGUCUAGUCCUCUUAUGCAAAAUCCAAAGGCACAACAAGAACAAUAUCCCCCACAGAAAACCCAAGUAAAUCAGGGAUCAAAUGUAAGUGUCACAAACAGAAUGAUGGCUAUGAAUUUGGUACAAGAACCAUCAAAAGCGAGAACAACUCAACAUGGAAAAAUGCAAGAACUGGUUUUAGUUUCAGAACAGCUUCAGUUUCCAGGUCAAAAUUAGACCCCCCACCAAAUCCGAAGCUGCAAGCUGGUCUAGCAGAUAAGAUUUAUUGUAUUUGAGCUUUCAUUUGUAAUCCUAAUCUUGUUGUUGUUUCUUAGUGCAACUCCAGCUUUAUGUUA